AUGCCAAACAAUAUUGUCGUUCUAGGGGCGGGUGUUUCGGGCCUCACAACUGCCUAUCUGUUGUCCAAAGAUCCGACCAACAAACUCACCAUACUAGCAAAGCAUAUGCCCGGCGACUACGAUAUCGAAUACCCAUCUCCGUGGGCUGGUGCCGACUAUUUGCCUUUUGGAAAGGAAGGCAGUAAUCAACGUAAAUGGGAGCGGGCUUCUUGGCCAGCCUUGAAAAAGAUAGCAGAAAAGUUCCCUGAAGCAGGUUUGCAUUUUCGAAACUCUUUGAUCUACAAGCGCAAGAAAGUCCAGGGGCCUGCUUCAAGUGACGGGAGUUCGAAGGCCGUGCAGCCGCAUCCCUGGUAUGCCGACGUCGUGCCAAACUUCAAACUAGUUUCUCAGGACCAAUUGGCACCUGACAUCGACAGUGUUGAAAGUUUCACCUCUAUUUGUAUUAAUACCGCCAUCUAUUUACCAUGGCUGGUUGGCCAAUGCGUCAAAAACGGCGUCAUUUUCAACAGAGCCUUUUUCAAGCAUGUUGCCGAAGCCGCUGGUUCACAUCAUUCGGGGCAAAAAGCAGAUGUUAUAGUUAACUGCACAGGAUUGUCUUCUAAAUUCCUCUACGGAGUUCGUGAUGACAAGCUAUAUCCAGACCGGGGUCAGAUUGUCAUCGUUCGCAAUGAUCCCGGUUCUAUUGUCUCUGUUUCGGAGACUGAAGAUAGGAAAGAGGAAGUCUCAUAUAUCAUGACUCGCGCCGCAGGCGGAGGUACAGUUAUUGGCGGCUCACACCAUAAGCACGACUGGAACGCCUUGCCAGACCCAAACCUCGCAAAUCGUAUCAUGCAACGUGCUAUCGCCAUUUGUCCACAGCUCGUGAAAAAGGGCCAGGGUAUUGAAGGUUUGGAUAUCGUUCGGCACGGCGUUGGAUUGCGGCCUAUGCGCGAUGGUGGGCCUCGGAUUGAGAAAGAUCAAGUGGAAGGUGUGUCGGUCGUUCAUAAUUAUGGCCACGGAGGCUUUGGAUAUCAGGCUUCGUUUGGCUGUGCAGCCAUGGCGACCUCAUUGGUAGAGGAGGUCUUGUCAAACAAAAUGCGGGUUAAACUUUGA
Penicillium atrosanguineum is the source of this 1092-nucleotide messenger RNA. RefSeq names its product FAD-dependent oxidoreductase. NCBI's taxonomy places the organism in Eukaryota, Fungi, Ascomycota, Eurotiomycetes, Eurotiales, Aspergillaceae. The transcript has 5 exons. The record is from RefSeq and is a predicted model, not a curated record. Bases 1 to 1092 code for a protein of 363 amino acids. Gene Ontology annotation, molecular function: D-amino-acid oxidase activity; FAD binding.